Molecule: messenger RNA, 3604 nt
Organism: Nycticebus coucang (slow loris)
Lineage: Eukaryota; Metazoa; Chordata; Mammalia; Primates; Lorisidae
Gene: ABLIM2
Product: actin binding LIM protein family member 2
Exons: 19
Coding region: 106-2064 (652 amino acids)
Biological process (GO): cytoskeleton organization; lamellipodium assembly
Cellular component (GO): actin cytoskeleton
Molecular function (GO): actin filament binding
Source: RefSeq, a predicted model, not a curated record
GGCUGCGGGCGGCGGGCGGAGGAUUGCGCGGGCGCGGCACCUGGCGGGCCCCGAGUGUCUGGCUGCCGCAACGCCGGACUGCCCCGAUUCCGACCGGCUGCCAAGAUGAGCGCAGUGUCACAGCCUCAGGCUGCUCACAGCCCCCUGGAGAAGCCACCCAGCUCGGCCCCACCCAGCUCGGCGAUCCUGUGCAACACAUGUGGCAAUGUGUGCAAGGGGGAGGUGCUGCGUGUGCAGAGCAAGUACUUCCACAUCAAGUGCUUCGUCUGCAAGGCUUGCGGCUGCGACCUGGCCGAGGGUGGCUUCUUCGUGCGGCAGGGCGAGUACAUCUGCACCCAGGACUAUCAGCGGCUCUACGGCACCCGCUGCUUCAGCUGUGACCGGUUCAUCGAGGGCGAGGUGGUGUCCGCACUAGGCAAGACCUACCACCCCGACUGCUUCGUGUGUGCAGUCUGCCGGCUGCCUUUUCCACCCGGGGACCGAGUGACCUUCAACGGGAAGGAGUGUAUGUGCCAGAAGUGCUCCCUGCCCACGUCGGUGGGCAGCAGUGCACACCUGUCCCAGGGCCUCCGGAGUUGCGGUGGCUGUGGCACCGAGAUCAAAAAUGGUCAGGCCCUGGUGGCUUUGGACAAGCACUGGCAUUUGGGCUGUUUCAAGUGCAAGAGCUGUGGGAAGCUCCUCAAUGCCGAAUACAUCAGCAAGGAUGGGCUGCCCUACUGCGAAGCUGACUAUCACACCAAGUUUGGCAUCCGCUGCGAGGGUUGUGAGAAGUACAUCACGGGGCGGGUGCUGGAGGCAGGGGAGAAACACUAUCACCCUUCCUGCGCACUAUGUGUCAGGUGUGGCCAGAUGUUCGCAGAAGGAGAAGAGAUGUAUCUUCAAGGUUCUUCCAUCUGGCAUCCGGCCUGCCGAGAAGCCGCCAGAACUGAAGACAAAAACAAGGAAACCAGAACUUCCUCAGAGAGCAUCAUUUCUGUACCUGCUUCCAGCACCUCAGGGUCUCCGAGCCGCGUGAUUUAUGCAAAGCUUGGCAGUGAGAUCCUUGACUACAGGGACUUGGCUGCCCUUCCUAAAAACAAGGCCAUCUAUGACAUCGACCGCCCCGACAUGAUCUCCUAUUCACCCUACAUCAGCCACUCCGUGGGGGACAGGCAGAGCUGCGGUGAGUCACCUCAGUUGCUCUCGCCAACGCCGACUGAGGGGGACCAGGAUGACCGCUCCUACAAGCAGUGCCGGACCUCCAGCCCCAGCUCCACUGGCUCCGUCAGCCUUGGGCGCUACACCCCGACUUCGCGCUCACCUCAGCACUACAGCCGCCCAGCUGGUACUGUGAGUGUUGGUACCAGUAGCUGCCUCUCCCUGUCCCAACACCCAAGCCCUACAUCCGUGUUCAGACAUCAUUACAUCCCCUACUUCCGAGGCAGUGAAAGUGGCCGGAGCACCCCCAGCCUCUCGGUGCUGUCAGACAGCAAGCCUCCUUCCUCCACCUACCAGCAGGCGCCUCGACACUUCCAUAUCCCAGACACUGGCGUAAAAGAUAACAUCUAUAGGAAACCCCCUAUCUACAAACAGCAUGGUCCUGUAGCCCAAUACCAAAUUUCCAAGCUCUCUGGCCUGGUAUCAGUCUUAUCCUUGGUGGUGCAGGAGGCAGGGUGCUCCAAAAGACUGCCAGGUCUGAGCCCGCCGCAGGCCACAGCCACGAGGCGAUUGGAGGGGGAGGAUGGAAGUUUCGACCAGGAUAACAGGAAGCAGAAGACCAGCUGGCUGAUUCUCAAGGGGGACGCAGACACCAGGACCAACUCUCCAGAGCUGGACAGCCAGUCUUUAUCCCACAGCAGCGGGACUGACAGAGAGCUCCCCCAAAGAGGGCCAGGGGACAGCUUUCAUUCACAGACACCUAUCACCAGAGGAAUUCCAGGAAGUGUUUGGGAUGAGCAUGGAAGAGUUCGACCGUCUGGCCCUCUGGAAAAGGAACGACCUCAAGAAGAAGGCCCUGCUGUUUUGACAGUCGCCAGCCUGCCUCACCACGCACGUAGAGAACGGAGACAGGGACCCCCGGCAUAACCACGCAAACUUCCCCCCCGCUGCACCUUGCUCAGGCUUCUCCGUGUCAAUGGGGCGGGCGGUGAGCGCCUGAGGGGGCUGUGCCAGGGGCCUCGGGAUGGGAGGGGCCCCUGGUAUGUGGAGCUCAUUUCUGCCCGUGUCUCUCCUGCCAUAGCUCAAGGCUGAGAUGGCAAGCGUCACACCACCCUCCCCACUGUGGCUUGGUGUCAGGGCAUUGCCUCAGAGUAGCUGUCACCAGGGAUCAGAUGGAACAUGCCAACAGCCCAGCUUCUUAGUGUCCUUGAGGUGCCCCAGCCUUGGUGCCAGGCCUGUGGAGUACAGGGGUGGCCAGGACAUGCACUGUGAUUAUGGGCACCAAUACCACCUUGAGGGGGCAUGUGGCUCCUCAGAGCAGGGCAGGCCAGCUAUGCAGGUGCACUCACAGGCCCCGUAGGGAGAGGGGUGCUGCCACCUGGGCAGUGCCAAGCUCUGAUGGGUCUCUCUAGGGACAAACGUCAACCUGAUCGGGCACCUCCUGCCAGCAUACCCUCUGUGCACUGCAUUCUUCCAAACUGCCCCUAGAUGCCUACAUGAUAACUUUAAAUUAACAUAGAAAUUUUUAUUUUAUUAAAAAGCAUAGCCUACUUAAAUGUGAGAUGGCAUAUAUGAAAAGUUUAAUUUCUUGGGCCCUCUGAAGGGGGCGCUUCCAGCCUUAUUCUUCCUUCACCGCUCAGCGCUGUGUGGUUUCUGUCUGUUCCUGGGGUGGUCCUCAUAGAGAGGACUCUUUGUCUUCUAGUCUUUUUUUCCUCCAUGUCAUGCAGGGGUAACCUUACAGACCCCUCUAAAUACUGCUGUUUGUAUAUACGUGUGAUGUGUAGCCACCACUGUUUCCCUUGCUGUCAUUUUUCCAAGUCUGGGAGAGAAAACAUCCUCCUCCGAUGGCCAAAGCCCUGGAAUAAAGGAUUUCCAUGCACCCAGCCUCCUGCCCGAUGUAGCUUUGGUAUAGCGUUUGUGCUGUAACCAGUUGUGUGUCAUCUGAAACACAAACCUGCCUAUGUCACAGGGACCGUGCACUCACGCAUGUCACUGACAUGGACACCACACGCUCCUGGGGAGAGAAAGGCAGAGAUCUGCCCUCUUCUUGUCUUCAAGGCCAGCGGGGCAUCCGCAUGGCAGAGGCAGUGGGCUCCCCAGGGGAAAGGCACACAAGUCUGUGAGACGUGUGGGGCAGAGUCAGUACCUGCACCCCACGACGCUGACGUGCUCACUGUCCUCAGUGGGUGUUGCUUCUUUGUGCUCCUAGAUGUCCCCAGGAGUGUGAGUCGGACUUACUCAGCUUCCUCAGAGCCCCUAAUGCACCAAGUCCCUUUUGCACUCGGCUUCUCACCCUCCUGGCUUGGCCAGGAAGGGGGAAUUUUUAGCACCUAAUAUGCUUCCUGCCAUUUAGCAAUCUGAGCCUGAGCAACUGGAAACCCCCAUUUCCUCAUUAGUGCAAUGUCAUGUCUGAUGUCAGGAAGCCUGGAACAAUAAAAGGCAAUGCGGUAUAACCUGUGAGAGCACA